CUAUGAUUAUAAGAAAUGAAACAAACCGUUUGUGAUUUUUUUGGCUUCCUUGUUAUAAACGUUUGUAUUCAUGUUUUGGCGGACAACGAGAAUAAGAAUGACCUUCAAGAGAAUCCUCCACUUCGGGCACUUAAAGUUGGCGACAUAUUCACAGCGCAGGAGGUGUUUCCUAUAGCGCAAAAGUUGAUGGCUCUCGUACCGAAAGAAUUUAUUUUGGGAGAAGGCAAAGGUAUUGUGAGUUCUAGCAAAAGCCCCGAGAUACUGUCAGACAAGUUAUUUACACAACUUUUUAUGACAUAUAACAGAAUGGUAAAAUUAAAAGCCGACGACUUACUUUAUCUUGAUUUGCUUCAAGCUCUGGCCUUGAGCGGGCAUGUUUUUGAGAAGUCGGGAAAAUUCUAUGAGGACAUGUUUGCGAGCUACCUCAACGCAUGGUCUGAUUAUCCUAAGAAGGAAACGCAAUCGGAAUGUCAAAUAGUCCUCAUAGGAAAAGUGGCGACCGAUACUCGAAAGAGAACGUUAAAAAUUGCGCAAAAAUUGGCUAAAAAACGAAAAUUGAAAGUUGGGCGCAAGUCUAUAUCUAUAUCUGAAACGAACGAAACCACGUCACCUGGAUCAAUAUCCACUCUACAAACUGAAAGUGAAACUGGACAUAUGAAAGUAAUGGAGGCCGUGUCUAUACCAAAACCUGCACCUACGAAACCUGGACUUCAUGAACAUGAACCAACUACAGCACUGACUGAAAGUCCAAAUGAAAUAGGUAACCUUUGCCGCUGGGAAUACGAUUGCUCUAAUACUGCAAACACAAUAAAAUGCGGGCCCAAGAUGGUAUGCGAUUUGACGAAUAAGACAGUAAAUAAUAUGGAUAUCCCCAUCAAACACGAUGAGAAUGAGCACACGGCGGGUUUUAAAGAAUUUCGAAAAGCUAUUGGCGUUUGUAUCGUAGAUGAAGAAGUAGCAAAAAUACUUUUUCAUCGCUAUUCUUUAAUUGAAGAUGGAGAUACGAAGCCAUUUUCAGAAUCCGAAAGUUUAAAUGACUACUUUAGCAGAGUUAUGGCGAAGAUUAGCAGUACAAAGACUAAUUAUGAUAAAUUGUACACGAAACCUAUGUCCAACAAUAUCGACGUAACCACGCCAUCAACCAUUGCAUCCACGCCUCCAUUAGAUCAGAAUACUACAAGUACAUCAAGAAUAGUAAUAAAUUUUGCCAAUGCUACAACAAAGGGAGCGCAAAUACGUAUCCAUGUACAAAAAAAUAGUAGUUGAUUAAACCUCUCACGAGAGAAGACGACUCCUCCUGGAGGUUCUGCAAUUAUAAAAAUAAAAGGUUCUACAACAGACCGUACACUUUCCAAUAUGCAGUAAUCAUGAAAACCCAAGCCCCCUUGGUAUAAAAACAAUUUAAAGGCAACAAAUUUAUAACUAAAAUCAUAGUAUAAUCGAGAAGAUAGGUAACUUCAUACAAACGUAACAACGUGGUUUGUAUGUGUGCGCGCCGGUCGCGUGCCGUGUACGGACGCGCGCAUUCGCAUAAUCUCGAGAUACACUCGCGUUGCUUACCACUGGUUGUCCAUGCGCCUUUCAUUAUUAUGUCAAUGUGUGCCGCGCUGUUACUGAGUAUAAAGUUACCAUACUUGUUUUAGCUUACUAUGCUAAAGCUGUGACAUUGGUUUAAGCACUUUACUUUACACACACAUUUACCCUCUUUUCCUAUAAUAAAAUAUUAUUAAC
This is a messenger RNA of Hyposmocoma kahamanoa, 1731 nucleotides long. RefSeq lists its product as uncharacterized. The record is from RefSeq and is a predicted model, not a curated record. Bases 16 to 1266 code for a protein of 416 amino acids. The transcript is spliced from 20 exons. Lineage: Eukaryota; Metazoa; Arthropoda; Insecta; Lepidoptera; Cosmopterigidae.